AUCUAAGGUUGAAAGAAUGGUGAUGGUGUUAUGUGUCACCGCGUGUCCAAGAGCAAAGAGAUAAAGAAUAUAGAGGAUUGCAAACCUGUUGGCACCGCACAACAAAAACCAUGGCACUUGCAACUCAAACCUCUGCAUCUCUUUCUAUCUCUUUUCGUGAUGCUUGUGUUUUCCCUGCUGCAAAAUACUCUGCCACUGCUCGCUUUCCUCUACCAAAUUUGGUUCCUUCUAGAGCAUCCUUCGCCACUGGUACCCCACUAUUGAUUCGGAGAAGUCAUGGAAGGAAACUUGCGUGCAGAGCAAUGCCGGUUUCAAUAAGAAGUGAGCAAAGUACCAAGGAUGGGAACGGUUUGGAUGUGUGGCUAGGGCGGCUAGCGAUGAUUGGCUUUGCAGCAGGCAUCACUGUUGAAGUUGCUACUGGAAAGGGACUCCUAGAGAACUUUGGAGUCGCAUCUCCACUGCCUACAGUUGCACUGGCAGUAACAGCACUCGUGGGUGUCUUGACAGCAGUCUUCAUCUUCCAAUCAGCCUCAAAGAACUGACAAUGUACUUAGGUUGUGUUUGUUGUAAAUUCUGUAAUUUUGAGGUUUCAUUUUCCAUGUAAAACCUUUUUCUUGUAAUAUUUGUUUUGAUGCAAAGAAUUGGCUUCAAGGCCUCAAAUAUUAAAAGCAAUGGAAGCCUUAAAUCAUAUUAAAUCUUCUCCUUU
Molecule: messenger RNA, 706 nt
Organism: Lotus japonicus
Lineage: Eukaryota; Viridiplantae; Streptophyta; Magnoliopsida; Fabales; Fabaceae
Product: stress enhanced protein 1, chloroplastic
Exons: 4
Coding region: 111-542 (143 amino acids)
Biological process (GO): cellular response to high light intensity
Source: RefSeq, a predicted model, not a curated record